CAGGAAUUCCACGAACUGACUUGUUUUCAUACAAGCAACAAGCGAAGAGGCUGAAAACAACAUAAUUUGCACGGCGCCUCUGGAAGACACUCAACGAGGGUGGAGAAAUAAGGAAGGAACAGGAGGGGAGAAAUUCAUCUAAAAGGACCAGCUAUUUAACGAAAACAAAAUAAAGCCAGGCCCAGAGAGAUUCGCGGCAUUCCACAGGGAGCGUGUUCUGGUCAAGUUCAUCACAGUAUGAGCACCAACCGAGGAAGCAAGGCAUUAAAGAUCAAGAGAGAAUCGGGUGAGAACACCCCGGUGCUGAUGGACCAGGACCUGGUGUCGAUGUCCGUGCGGGAGCUGAACCACCACCUCCGCGGCCUCUCCAAGGACGAGAUCCUGAACCUGAAGCAGCGGCGGAGGACCCUGAAGAACCGGGGCUACGCGGCCAGCUGUCGGGUGAAGAGGGUGACCCAGAAGGAGGAGCUGGAGCGGCAGAAGGCUGAGCUGGAGCAGGAGGUGGAGAAACUGGCGGCGGAGAACGCUGACAUGAAGACUGAGCUGGACGCACUGCGCUCCAAGUACGAGGCCCUCCAGAGCUUUGCCAGGACGGUGGCGUGUGGACCCAUCACGCCCACAAAGGUCAACACGACCAGCGUGAUCACCAUCGUGAAGUCCUCCAACUUCUCCCGCUAGCACCCCCCCAGCCAAGGCCCCGCUUUUCCGAAAGGGCCCCCAUCCUCGAGGAGGGGGAGGGGGGAGCUUUUUUGGCUUGCGAGGUAAGAAUUCUGGUAUUCCGACAACACCCAAGCCAAGGUUUACGCAGCACAGAAACUCCUCCUCUCCUUUUCCCUCCCCGGGACGGAUGUUGCCGCAGGAAACCUUUUCACCGAUGAAUUGACUUGAGGCGGGGAAAGUACUCGUGGGGAAGGGGCGGGUUCCUGGGUGGGUUGGGGGAGAGCCAUUACUGGAGAGAGUGGAGUGGGAGCCCCGCUCGUACUCGGGCUGAUCACUGUGGUUGAGCGGCAGAUGUUGAACCACCCUGCACGGCCCGCACCCCGCAAAUAAAUCCAGCCGGGUUGUUCCUCCCAGGUUGAUGGUCUCCCUCGACCCAAGUGAGACAAACCAUCAAAUAUAUCCAGAAAACCAGAGCAAGGGAAAAGGCUGGGUCCGUACAGCUGAUUGGGCAACCUUUGCAAAGAGCAAGGCUUCAGUGCGUAUUCCCUUACCAGACGCACUGAGAGGAGGCCAUUCAGUGAAAUCCUGGUUCCUCUGUAACCUAAAUCCGUGAACCCUUCUUUCUCCCAUAUCCAUUGGUUGACCUCCCUGUCAUAAGCAUGGACCCUUCUCUUCAAAGUCCCUGCCCAAUCUGCUGUGCCCUUCCAGCACAUCCCACCAUAACGUCCCGGAAACAAUAACUGCUCUCUGCCUUUCAGAACUAAGCACUGUUUCAAUGCCAGAACAUCUGGAUUGCAAACCAUGACUAACUCUUACCACAAUGGCUCUUUAAGGGGAAAGCAACUCUGAACUGUAACUUAAUGAAGUUGAGAAGUCUCUUCUGCUUGUUGAUUGUGUUUUAAAGUUCUCUUUAUUUUUUUAAACGGCAGCAGUGCAGGGUCUUUUUUUGUUGACAGAUGGGUGGUUACCAUGGAACUGCCUGCUAGCUGCAUGAUAACACAGGGAAGGUUUUAUUGCAGAUUCAUCUUGCCAUUGAAUGUCUUGUUCUGUUUCCUCUUGUGAUACCUUUCUUUGUCUUAAUUAACGGAACUCUAUUUAUGGAGUUAUAUGUAAAACAGAAAAAUCUAUAUCGAUAAUUGUGGUUGCUCAUUGUGCAAGAGUAUUUAUGACAGGAAGUGACAUCAUCAGUUCUUCAGCGAGCUGGAUCACAGGUGAAGGGGUCAAUUUGGGUUAAUUCCAGUAAAACGCAGCUAGAAUCGAAAAUUGGGUCUAUCCCUUGUUUGUAUCUUCAGAAUAGAUGCCAGGAAGCAGGAAUGUAUCAUAGAAGUGGCUAAAUCUAGUGUUUUGUGGCCUUUGUUUGAAUUGUUUUGUGGCCAAGGCCACAAAAGAUGAGUGGGUUUCUUUGUAUUUUCCUCAAGGAAACAGGAAGAUUUUUGGAGAAAGAUUCACUUCACAGGUAAUACUCAAACUUGCUCAAGGCUGCCACUGUGGUUUUGUGGGGGAAGGGUUGGGGGGAACAGAGGGAGCAGUGGGAAUCUGGAUCAGUGGGAAUCUGGAUCAGUGAGGGAGGCAAAGGAGUGACAAUAGAGUAACAACGGGUCUAAUAGGAUUGGGAAAAUGAAUCCUUUUGAGUGAAGUCAGACUGCACAAAGAAAGAGAGGCAGGUAGAUCAGCAACGCUAAUUGGUUUAUUAUUGUCACAUGUACUGAGACACAGUGAAAAGCCUUGCCCUGCAUGUCAUCCAGGUAGAUCAUUCCAAGCAUAAGUACGUUGGAGAAGUACAAAAGGAAAAGCAAUAACAGAACGUAGAAUAUUCUCUGCAUUUUACUGUCCCUCAGUCAUAAUGUUAAUUUGGAGAUUCAAUAAAUUAUUUGGGAUGCUGUCCUUGGAGGAAGUUCUGGUGUUCUGGGACAAUGUCCAAGUGCUUAAAUGUAUCACAUUGAGAGGAGAGGUUAGACAGACUUGGAUGGUUUUCUUUGGAGAGUUAGAGGCUGAGGGGUGACCUGAUAGAAGUGUAUAAAAUAAUGAGAGGCAUAGAUAGGGUAGAUGGUCAGUCUUUUACCCAGGGUGGAAAUAUCAAAUACUAUGGUGCAUGGGUUUAAGGUGAGAGGGGGGAAAGUUUAAAGGAGAUUUACAAGGCACGUUUUUUUACAUAGGGAGUGAUAGGUCCCCAGAGGGCACUGCCAGGGGAAGUGGUAGAGGCAGAUGUGAUAGUAGUGUUUAGACAGGCACAUGAACAGGCAGGGAGUGGAGGGAUAUGGACCACGUGCAAUCAGAUGGGAUUAGUUUAAGUUGGCGUCAUGGUCAGCACAGACAUGGUGGGCUGAAGGCCCUCUUCCUGUAUUGUUCUAUGUUCUAAUGGCUUGGUGUAGCAUUCAGGUGCUUGUGCACAGGCUGAAGAGAAAACAGCUCUAAGGAUUUGGGAUACCUGAACAAAAUUGAGUCUAAUAUAGUAAUUGUUGCAAAGAAAGAAGCUGUUCCCCAAAAUACCAAUUAUCGAGCUGGGUUGUUGGGGAGAAUGGGGCCUGUUGAUUUGUUCCUCGAAUCUCAUCAUCCUCCCUACUUCUGGUCAUUGCACUAUGACGUCUGCUGGAGUCUGAGUGAGUGACAAGAGUCCUCCGAUUAACAACAGUAUUGCCAAUUUGAAAGGGCCUUGUAACCGGGUGAUAUUGCCCUCUGCCUAUUGGUUCAGUACAUCACAAAGUGCUACUCCUGCUGGGGUAUCAGUGCUCAGGAAUUUGUCCAUUGUUAUGGUGGAGGGGGGAGCAUUUGGAGCUGGAAGGAGAUCGGGAGCAUCAUGGAUGUGUCCAAUUGUGGAUAAGGAAGGGAUUAGCCCUCUCAAGCCCCUUUUCUGACCUUCCAACUUCCAACACUCGCCACCUCCAAUGGAAUUACUGCCAAAUUAGUGAGGAUUUUUGAACCAAUAGCCCAUUAAAUAGCAUGAGGUAGAGGUUGCUAAAAUUAGUGAAUGAACAGACCUCCUCCUGUAUCUAAAUUACUAUGAUUGAACGAGCAGUCAGAAGACUCUUUUGUACUGGUGAUGGUAACGGGACGAUAGCAGGAAUAUUGUUAAUCUGGGGAUUUCUGUGUUUGUCCUUGAGUUUAAAGGCUGUCUGGCUCCAGAAACCCAACUGAGGAGCAGACGAGGAGUAGCGGAGAGGGAAACUGUGAAUUCGGGGACUCGACAGGAUAAGUGCUUGAACAACCAAGGGCUAGUUGGGGUAUAGAUUCACCAGCAAGUGGCUGUGAGCAUAGGUGUGUUGUUACCUGCUGUUGGAGGAGCCAAAAUUCUAAAACAUCCAGCUGCUAAUGAGUUGCAUGUUUACAGUAGGUGUCCUGGGACAAAUCUCCACCAACUAACACUAGUGUUUCUCCUUGGGUGUAGUGCACCAAACACAAGUAAAUAUAUAUUGGACCAGUAGCAGCCAAGUAACCCCACCAAAAGAAAACGUCUUCCUCCCUCACCAGUUUUUGAGGAAGCACACCUUACACUGGCCUGACGCUCAGCUCCAUGUCUAACCUUGGUGUCUAUUUUAUAGCCCCCGAAGCAAGUCUCCAUUGGCGCAGGAGAUUGUCUAUCUCAAUAGCCCGAGGGCCUGGUGUCAGCGUUCACUGGGCCAUGAGUUUAUCAUUGUUCCUUUUUAUUGCAGAAGUUUACCUGAGCUUAGUUCUGCUUGAAUAAGCAAAAAAUUGAUUUGCAGUUCCCUUGACCCAUAAUGCUCCUUUGUUCUGCUUUAAAGAAGUGUUUUAGUCUUUCAGCCUGGUUAAAUUCAACCACUGCCUGUUGAGCUUUGGGGGAACCUUGUCCAAGUUUCCAUGGUGGAGAGCAGUUUAUCUAAGCUGGUCCCAUUUGCCUAUCUUUGGCCCAUAUCCCUGUAAACCUUUUCUAUCCAUAUACCUGUCCAAAUAUGUUUAAGGUAAAAUAGAGGGAAAUUUGAAGGGCAGGGAUCCACCAAAAUAUGGUCCAUUGGAAACUAGUUCAGAAACAGCUGUUAUCAGUGGGGAUGUCAAUAGAUUGUGUUCGUAAAGUGUGACUGUAACUUUAAGGAGAACAGCAUAACUAGGACAGAAGAUUUGCGGUAAUGUCUAACUACAAGCAAAUGUUAAGGUUUUUUCCCCCUCUGUCCCCACCCAGCGUUGCAGAAAGGAGAUAAAAUAUUUUGAGCAUUGAUACCCUGUUAGCUGGCAAAUAAGGACAGAAUUUUCACCCCUCCUUUCACUGUCACUCUGCUGACUCCCGUGGCACUUUCAAUUAAAAGCGCAUGUGAUUGACAAUUUUGUAAACAGAGUUGCAAAGAGAAUUCCCUAACCGUGAGGAAUGCAGUGACACAUCGAAGGUAAACAGUCCUCCGGGUCAAACACUAGCACUCCCAGGUAGAGCACUUAAGAGAGCAAAUCCCCUAUCAUUGCCCAGCAGACAAAGUCCACUAACCUGAUAACCAGUAAUGUCAGGUGCAGGUGACGUGACAACGGUGUGGUCCAUGGCGGGAGAGGGUCAUUUGCAGUUGAGAUGUAAGUGAUAGAGGGCUCAAGAACACUUAACCAUGGUUUGGGUUGUGGGAACAACUCCAUCUAGAUUGGAACUAAUUAUACAGGGCGUACUACAGCUUAAACAGAGGACAGUGCAAAUUUUGCACAAUGACCUGGCUGUGAUUUACACGUGACCUUGUGUAGCUUCAGAUGUAGAAACCCAUCUGGGCUAUUUUAGCCUUUCCCACCAUGAUACCUGGUUUAUGGGACAGAAUUAACAAGAUCAUGCAUCGUAACAUAAGACUUGAAUUGCCUCUGAUACCAUAGGGUAGACAGCAGGAAACUUUUACCCCAUAGCAGAGAUAUCUAAAACUAGAGGGUGUCAGUUUAGGGUAAGGUGCAAGAGGUCAAGAAGGGAUCUGAAGAAAAACCUUUUCACCCAGAGAGUGAAAAACAAACUGCUGGAGCAACUCGGCAGGUCAGACAGAGUCUGUGGAGGGAAAUGGACAGUCGAAGUUUCGUGUUGAAACCACUCAUAGAACAUAGAACACCACAGCACAGUACAGGCCCUUCAGCCCACAAUGUUGUGCUGACAUUUUACCCUGCACUAAGAUCCAUCUAACCCUCCCCUCCCACAUUGCGCCCCCCCAUUUCUCUAUCAUUCAUAUUUCUAUCUAAGAGUCGCUUAAAUGUCCCUAAUGUAUCUGCCCCCACAACCUCUGCCGGCAGUGCGUUCCACGCACCCACCACUCUCUGUGUAAAAAAAAACUUACCUCUGACAUCCCCCCUUAUACCUUCCUCCAAUCACCUUAAAAUUCUGUCCCCUCAUGUUAGCCAUUGUUGCCCUGAGGAAAAAGUCUCUGACUGUCCACUUGAUCUAUGCCUCUUAUCAUCUUGUACACCUCUAUCAAGUCACCUCUCAUCCUCCUCCUCUCCAAAGAGAAAAGCCCGAGCUCGCUCAACCUAUCCUCAUAAGACAUGCUCUCCAAUCCAGGCAACAUCCUGGUAAAUCUCCUUUGCACCCUCUCUAAAGCUUCCACAUCCUUUCUAUAAUGAGACGACCAGAACUGAACACUGUUCAUCUGGACAGAAUAUGCAGGAAUCUGGAGGGUUUGUUCUUUACUCCAGAUUCCAUCAAUCACAGUCUCUUGUGUCUCUCAGCUGAUCAGUACACCCUUCCACUUCCUUUCUCCCCUGUGGAACUAUUCCCUGUAAGAUCCCAUUCCUCUUCUCAGUGCCCUCCAGUUAAAGGAAUCCCUCCUAUAUUCCUUAUUGCACUUACUUGUAGAGGAGACUUUGAAGCAUUGAACUGCCACCUCUUGAAGAACCUGGUGCUCUGGUCAAUCAAUUGCCUCAUCUCGUUGGACCUUGAAAAUCAAAAUAAAAUGUGGGCCCAGGAAAUCCGAAAUUGGACUUUGCUGGGAAGAAAUUGGUGCUGCCUUUGUGUUUGAGGGUCUCAAAUUAGUUGGGAUAUUCUUCAACACGAUCCAAGAAUGUGCCAAAGGAAGGGAGUUUGUCCUUGAUCCAUUGAGCGAAUGAUUAUGGCAAUGUGUGUGCUCCAUUCACCUCUGCGUUCCAGUGUAGAUGAUUAACAAUUUUUUAUGCUAAAUCUCACACUGUUCUGGAAGUAAAGAGCUGCCCUGUUGCUCUUUGUGCCAACACUGUAAACUGUUCAAAAAAAAAAGCACAUGCUCAUGAAGUGGGCACCCUACCAAUCAGAUUGAUUCUUGCUCUCCUCAGUCAAAGGCCAAAGGAGAUUUGGUAAUAUCUGUACCUCUCAAUACUGAAGUGGUGGUGGAGGCUGAUACAUUGGACAAGUUCAAGAGAUUGUUAGAUAAGCAUAUGGAGGAAUUUAAGUUGGAGGGAUAUGUGGGAGGAAGGGGUUAGAUAGUCUUAGGUGUGGUUUGAAGGCCGGCACAACAUGGUGGGCCGAAGGACCUGUAUUGUUCUGUGGUUCUAUGGUACAACACAGAGCGGUGUUUAAAAACAAUGACACACCAACUGUGUGUUCUGAUUUUUUCAGUUGAUAUUUGGUAGUGAAUUGUAGAGCGGAUGUACUUGAAUGCUAAAACAGGAUGGACCGGGCAAAAUAUUAUCUUUGGAUCAGGAUUACAAAACUCAGUGUUAUGCCUGGCAAAGAAGUUGUGUAUAAAUAUGUGGAAUUAAGCAGGAAGAAUUUCGCGUGUUGGAAUUCUGUAAUUGUUGUGUGCCUAUGAACAAUUCCAGAAUUGUUGAGUGCAUAUCAAAGGGUGUGUGGGUGUGGGGAGUUAUGGUAAGGUUGCUGAUGAAGGAGGAAAUAGUGCAGUUGGGGUGGGGCCAGUGGGGGAGUCGGGAAAACCGGGUAAUCGGAUGACAGAUGGUGAUAAUUGAGAAUCAUUUCAAAGUAGAAAGUCAAGUCAAAAGGUCCCUGCUGAUGGUUGACAUAGACAUGAUGGUCUGAAGGGCCUGACCCAUGCUGUACAGCUCGAGAAUUCGAAGACUAUGGCAAAAGAUGAAAUGUGGAACAGCCAAGAAUGUAAAAAAUGUGUGAAGAGUUGAUAGAUUUAAAUGGCACUUGGGUGUUAAAAGCAGGAAUAUGAAGGAAAGUGUUGAGUUCUUUAGCUUUAAGUUCCUGAGUAAGUAUGAGGCUGUAGAAUAACUCUCGGUAUUAAUAGGGGUGGAUGUGAAGCUGGAAUAUCUUGGCCACAGGGAUGCCCCGUGUUUAGUCAGUACAACCUACCUCGGAACCCUGGGUUGUUAAUCUCAGGUGUUUAUCGGUACAAGAGCCAUUGUGCAUUUUCAGUGGCUCCUUUCGGGAGCUGGAAGAAAUCCAAAUCCCGUACGGAGUUUGCACAAUCUCCUUGUAACUAUGUGUGUUUCCUGCAACAUCCCAAAGACGUGCGGGCUGGUAGGUUAGUUGGUCUCUGUCAAUUGCUCCCAGGUGCGCAGGUGAGCGGUAGAAUUCGAUGGGAGUCGAUGGGAAUGUGGGGAGAAUAAAAUGGGAUUAAUGCAGGAUUAGUGCAGAUGGGUGUUCGAUGGUUGGUGCGGACUCAGUGGGCUGAAGGGCCUGUUUCUGCGCUGCAUGAUCCUAUGACUCCUCUACAAAAGAAAAAUUAUUGCUGUUAAAGGUUUGGAUUAAUUGUUCUACCUCACUAACUGUAAACCAACCUCAAUCACUAAACAGAUGCUUAAAAACUAGGAUAUCUCCAAGCACUGUACCCAGUCCUAGAGAGGGAUCUGUUUGUGAUAUUGUUAACUUACUACAACAACAUUUUAACAUUUAAUAUUACAACAAAUGCUUGUUGCCUUAAAAAAUGUGUUGGCUGCCCCUGUGCCAUAUUAUAGCUAAGACUUAAACCAUAAACCUCUGGUGUCAUGACUCAGUUCAGCCUGACACCGACAUCCACGGCCUCCUGCACUGCUGAGUCGAUGCUAGAUGCAGAUUAGAGGAGCAGCACCUCAUAUUCUGCCUUGACGGUCUCCAACCUGACGGCAUGAACCUCGAUUUUUUCCAACUUCUGGUUACUAUGCCCCUCUGUCCCUUCCCCUUUCUUUUCCUGAUCUAUUUCUUUCCCCUCCCCACCCUCCCCUUGACUCCAUGGUCCAUUGUCCUCUCCUAUCAGAUUUCAUCUUCAGCCCUUCCACCUAUCACCUUCCAGCUUCUGACACCAUUCCCACUCUCCUCCCUCCCCCACCUGUCUAUCAACUCCCCCCCCCCUCACCUGGAUCCACCUAUCACCUGCCAGCUCUUGCUCCACCCCUUCCCCCCCCCCCACCUUUUUUAUACUGGCUGUCUCCCGUCUUCCUUUCCAGUCCUGAUGAAGGGUCUUGACCCGAAACGUCAACUGCCCAUUCCCCCCUCAUAGAUGCUGCCUGACCCGCUGAGUUCCUCCAGCUCCUUUGUGCGUUGCUCCAGAUUUCCAGCAUCUGGAGUCUCUUGUGUCCCAGUUGAAACUUGCCCAUUUGUUGUGGUGCGUGAAUUGAAGUAUCCUACCAUCAAAUAGGGGGUGAGGGUAUGGUCGGUGUCAGUUUGUCCUCUGAGAGCAGCAUUGCUGAAAAGACUGGCAAAGCAAGGGACGGUUUCCUGCCAACCACUUCUCCCUCAUUGCCCUGAGGUUUGGGGGUUACAACCUGUGGGUUGGGAAGUGAAGCAUUCUCAUCCUGAGCUGCCAUCUGCUUCCUGUGUGCUGCUGCGAGGCAUGAGCCUUCUCCAGUGUCUGAGGACACCUUCGCUCUGCUCUCAUGAAAGUACCUUCCUUCGAAGUUCAGUCAGCUCGAAACCAAUGACUGACGUUUCUGACCACAUACAAUGCUUCUCUAAUAUCUCACAUACACAGUGGUUGCAUCUUAAAAUAACCAGUGUCAAGAAUAAGCAAGAAGCUGCAAAAAUAUCUCCUGGGAGCAGAUGCAACUUGCAAUAUUUUAUCUUAUUAAUGGUGACAAUGUCAAUACCAUCCUCUUCUAGGCUAAUAUAUAUUUUUUGACAAAGCAACAUCAUAUGGGUGCUGGAAAGCGGAAAUAAAAAUAGAUAAUGUCAGAAAUAGUCUACAGGUCACUCAGCCUCAGUGAAGGGAAUGAUGGUUAACGUUCUGGGUUGAAAGCCCAUAGAGUCAUACAGCACAGAAACAGGCCCUUCAGCCCACUGGGUUGGUACCAACCAUCAAGCAUUCACUUACACUAAUCCUACUUUAUUUUCUUCAUGUUCCCAUCAACUCUCCCCCAGAUUCUACCACUCACUAGAGGCAACUCACAGCGGUUAAUUAGUCUAUUAACCUGCAUAUCUUGGGAAUGUGGGAGCAAACCGGAGCACCCAGGGGAAACUCAUGCGUUCAGGGAGAACGUGUAGAUUCCACGCAGGCAGUGCUGGAGGUCAGGAUUGAACCCAGGUUGCUGGAGAUAUAAGGCAGCAGCACUACCAGCUGCACAGCCAGUGCAGAAAAGAUUUACCAAGAUGUUGCCUGGACUUGGGGGCCUGAGUUACACGGAAAGGUUGCAUAGACUAGAACUUUAUUCUCUGGAAUGUAGGAGAUUGAGGGGUGACCUGAUAGAGGUGUAUAAGAUCAUGAGGGGGGCAUAGACCGGGUGAAAGUGCACAGUCUUUUUCCCAGGGAGGGGGUGCUAAAAACAAGAGGGCAUAGGUUUAAGAUCAGAGGCAAGAGAUUUAAAAGGGACAUCAUGGGCAGCUGCUUCACACAAGGGGUGGUGCGUAUUUGGAAUGAGCUGCCAGAAAUAGUGGUUGAGGCAGGCACAUUAGCAACAUUUAAAAGCCAUCUAGAUAAGUACAUGGAUAGGAGAGUUUCAGAGGGCUACGGGUCAAAUGAGGGCAGAUGGGACCAGCUCGCUGGGCAACACAGUCCGCGUGGACGAGUUGGGCUGAAGAUCCUGUUGCCGUGCUGUAUGACUCUAUGACCACCUGAAACAUUAACUGCUUCUCCCCACUCAUUUGCAGAUCUGAUCAUCACUUCCAGCUUCUUGUACUGAUUUGUUUGACUCGUAAGCGUUAAUGUUUUUAAUGGUGCCACCACCUUGAAAUACAGUUUCAUAUCACUGUGUUUUAUCCAUUAGCCAUGGACACAACUUGUAAUGAAAAUCAAAAACUGGCAGCUGCUGGAAAUCUGAAAUCAAAUCAGAAAAUGCUAGAGACACUUAGCAGGUCAGGCAGCAUCUGUGGAGAGAGAAACAGGGUUGACUUUUUGGGUCGAUAACCCCUUAAGAACUGUGAAAGGGAGAAAAGAUUAGACUUAAGUUGCAAUGAGAGUGGGGGAGGGAUGGAUAGGCCAAAGUGAAUAUUGUGAUGGGGUGAGGGCAGGGUUGCCAUGUGGAUAAGUUGUUGAUGAAAGCAUCUGGUUAAUAGAUUAAUGAGGGAAAUUACAGAGGGAGAGAGCGAGAGAAAGAACACAGAUGAACGCUGAGCUAUAAGAAAUGCCCAACAGGUCACACUGUGCCUCUGGAGAGAGCAAAAACAGAGCCAAUUUUACAAAGGAUGAUCUCCUGUGUCCUUUCAAUAUUCUCAUGAUGACCCCCAACAAUGGAACAGCAUUGAUGGUGGACAAUCUUUCCGGGGGGGUUUUUUAUCACUGUAGCUGUUAGUCUGAAAGCAAUAGUCGCUGCUUAACAAUGGACCUUAUUCUGUCUGUUUAUGUGCUGUAUAAAAGACAGUCUUCUUUGUUUAAAUGAGUAACAUUUACAAACUCCAUCUGUCCAGUCCCAAAAAUCUAAAGCAAACACUUCGUCAAAUGCAUCUCAGCCCCAACUAUUUCCAAAGUUUCACUCUCUGUGACUUCCUGGGCAUAUUGACCACCCUCUGGUUAAGAUACUGUAAGUCUGACUUGAACUUAAAUCACCUUGAUAUAAAGGAAGCAUUUAACACAUAGUUUAUGUGAAGGUUCUGGGGAAGAUCCCAAUGUUUUGUUGCAGUCUUGACAAUCAUGGAGCAAGCUGCAUAAGUAAAACGAGUCUCUGUUUUCCUUUUGAGGAAGUAGAUGAAUCUAAAUGACCUGGAGUCCUUGCCAUGGAUCACAGAAAGUUAACAUCCAACCAGUUGGGUCAGAAAAUGAUAUGUUGGCCUUUAUUGAGAGAGGAUUUGAGUAAAAAAGGUAGGGAGGCUUUGCUCCAAAUAUAUAAAGACCUAGGGAAUCCAUAUCUGGAAUAUUUUGUAUAAUUCUGGUUUCCCUACCUUAGGAAGGAUGCAUUUACAAUGGAGAGGGUGCAGAGAAGGUUCACCAGAUUGCUUCCUGUGAUUGGGAUUUGUCACGAGGAAAGUACAGCACAGAAACAGGCCCUUCGGCCCACCAUGCCUGUGCUGACCUUUUGGCCAUCGACACUAAUCCCAUUUGCCUGCAUUAGGACCGUAUCCUUUUAUGCCUUGCCUCAAGUGUCUGUCUAAAUGUCUCUUAAAGUAAUUAUAUCUGAUUCCACCACCUCCUCUGGCAAUGGGUUCCAAACAUCAACCAGUCUCUCCGUAAAAACUUGCCCCUAAGAUCCCCUUUAAAUCUCCUACCUCUCGCCCCUUGUUCUUGAUACCCCCUGCCAUGGGAGCAAUUAAGCAAAUUUACAACUACUCUCUGGAGUUUAGAAGAAUGAGAGGUGACCUUGUUGAAAAGUAUAAAAUUCCGCUGGUGCAUACAGGGAUGAAGCUUUUCCCCAAGUUAGGCUUGGCAUAUAUAUGUCGAGAAGAUGCCUCCCUUGGUCUGGGGAGUCUAGAACCAAAGGAAUACAUUCAGAAUAAGACUCGGCAGUUUAAGACAAGUGCAGAGAGAAUUAUGAAUCUUUGGGGCUUUGAAAGACACACAAAUAUGGAAGCUAAGUCGUUAGGUAGACAAGGCAGAGAUAGAUUUUUGGACUACAAAACCCUGGGUUGUGGUGUUCAGACGGGUACUGGAGUUCAACCAAGCGAUCAGAACUUAUUUACUGGCAGAGGAGUUUCAAGGCACCCGUUACUAAUGAAUUAGUUUGCUUCAACUGUACCAAUGACCAACCAUUCUUGCAUGGUCUGCCCCAGCAAUCUUCCUAGGGUGAUCUUCAUGGUUCCUGCUUGCAUCAAAGUCCAAAUGUGAGGGACUCUUCAACACACCAAGGUGUCUCGAAGUACUUUCCGAGGAAGAAGAGUGGGGAUCCAGCCAGGAGGUGAGAGAUGGGGUUUAUGAAGGUGGACUCACUGAAUUGUAAUUGCAUUUGGUUUAUUGUUGUCAGAUGUGAAAAGCUUUUGUCUGCGUGCCAUCCAGACAGAUCAUUCCAUACAGAAGUACAUCAAGGUAGUAUAAAAGGGGAAGAAAACAAUGCAGAAGAUAGUGCAGUGCAGGUAGACAAAUAAAGUGCAAGGGUCACAGUGAGGUAGAUUGAGAGAUCAAGAGUUCAUCUUUAUCGUACGAGAGGUCCGUUCAAGAAGUGGAGAUGAGGGUGAAUGGAAGUGGAAAAAAUGGAACAGAGGAUGUGAGAGAAGGCAUUGAUUGUAGAGGUCAGGUGCUGAGGUAUGGUGGAAGGAUUUGGAACCGUAGACAAAUUUUGAAAUCGAUGUACUGGUGGACACGGAGAAUGUUGAUGGGUAAAAGUCUUGAUCCCCCACACUGUGCAGGGUGAGACACAGCCUUGGUUUGGGGUGCAGAGUCAGCAGAGGUAGGAGAAAGCCAAAGGUCUGGCUGCUAUCCAGUGACCCAUGGCCUAAACAAGCCCCAUUUUCUCCAUCCUCCCAAUUAUGUGCCACAGACUGAAUAAAUCAGAGGAACCUUUCGUGUUUAUUUCCUGGAACUCACUGCAGUACUGGUGGUAGAAACAGUCAAUCAGUAUUUUCCGAAGGGAAUUGGAUGGGCUCUUAAGGGAAACCAACUUGACUAGAUUGUUCUACAUGGUCUGGAUGAUCUCCAAGUUAAUGGUCCAAUGUGUAAUUUGUAUAGGAUUCAAUAAUGUCAGCACUGUUAACAUUAAUAUUGUUGAGCUGACUUCAUUGUUUCAUGGCGUUGGGUCCCACACGUUAGGCUUGUGAUUGGACACUUGGUUAAGGAGGGAGGCUUUAAGGAGUAGCGGGAAGGGUGGAGAAAUUUAGGAUGGUAAUUGGCCAAUUUAGGAUCUUGGCAGCUGUGGGCAUGGCUGCCAAUGGCAAGCUGAUGUUACCACCUUAAUCAUGGCCAGCAGGAGAUGAUGUGUGGAAUGAACUACACCUGCCAGUGUUGGCCCAUAGUUGAGCUCCAUAUCAUGGUAUUCCUGACCAGAGAGGUUGAUACCAAUGUCAGUAGGCCAGGAGUAAAGAACACGCUAUUCUUUAAAUGUAUGAUUGUGAGUAGUAUUGACAGGCAGCUGUACCAAUGUCUCUCAAAGGUUAGACACCUAAUGGGCUUCCCAACUCCGCUCUUGUCAAGCCAACCAUCUCCCACUGGCUGCUUGUUUCAGAGGGGAAGUCCACUCUCUGAAUUGCCAUGCUGAUAUGAGUAGGAAGGUCUUUCUGUCUGUGUACUGAUGCUGUUCAACUUUCUUGGGCCAUCCAGAGACCAUUUGGAGAUGGAUGCUUUUAUUCAAAGUUCUUCUCUGUGAUGUCAUUACCACCCAUUCCAGUCUCCGUUUGAACUUGGUGUCUCUGGGUUAUCAAAGUUCCAGACCGUUGCAUCUUCCCUGGGGGCUGUUGAACCACUCCACCUCAGAUCAUUUCCUCAAGCAGAGCAGGAGGUAACAUGGCAGUGGUUCUUAAUUUGGCAGCAGUUCUUAAUUCAGUGGAAGGUACAUAAGCAGUAGCAGAAUGAGGGACUGUAAAUUAGUCAGAUGAACCCAAAUGGGAGAUUGGGGGAAACGGAACAGUUCUCAGCCGCCAUGAGGAGAAAGUAGGAAGGAAUGUGUUGAUGGAUGAGACACAUUGGGGCAGCAGUUUAGGUCUUGUUAGUGCUGUUUCCUUUGAGAAUGAAAUGAAACAGGAUGGGUACCACAAAGCCAAAAUCAGCGAUUUUUUUCUAUCGAGUUGACAGUUGGUGACCUUGGAUGAAGUGUGGCCACAACUUUCAGUUGAUACCUUCACAAAGCAAGGGACUCCUCCCAGUUUCUCUGGUUCUCUGCCUUUCUUUGUCCUGUAAUCUGAUGGGAUGAAACAUUGGAAGAUUUUGGGGGAGGUCGGGGUGUGGUUGGGUGUGUCAGUGACUCCAGAAAGCAAGAAGAUUGCUUUUAGAAUGCUCACAUGAUGAUUAACAUAACUUUCCUUCAAGUGACCUUAAGUAUGCACAAGAGCAGGCAUGGGCCCUGUCACUAGGCACAUACUGUACCUGGUGUGUUUCACAUGCAUUCUGAUUCCUAAAGGGUUCCUCCCAGAGUAAUUUUUACUCUAUGCCAAUUACAGAAUGAUUUGUUGGGGGAGAUAUGAAACAAUAGUCAAGUAGAGAAUAUAAAGAUGGAAUUCUGUUACUAAGACUUGAAGACACCAUGUACAGAAUGAACAAGGGAUUCAUUGGCCAUUUGCUGUUACUUACUCCAUUCCCAGCAUAGUUUACCCUUGCUGCAAAUGAGUUGAGAUGAAGGGUCUCGACCCAAACUGUUGAAUGUCCAUUUCCCUCCACAGGUGUUGCCCGACCCAAGUUCCUCCAGCAGCUUAUUGCUGGCUCCAGAUUCCAGCAGCUGCCGUUUCUUGUCUCCAUCAAGCAUUAAAUCCAAUCUUCUUUAUUUCCUUUUCUCGUUGCCAAAUUCUCUAAUCGUCUCUUUACAAGGUGGUGGGUGAAUCAGUGCAUUCAAUGUGGAGGAAGCACUCCCACAGUCCAGUUAGGUAAUGAAUCCCAGGGAUGGCAAGGUAUUCCUGGUCAGGGUGGUGUGGGACAUGAAUGGGAUCUGCAGGGAGUGGUAUUCACUGCCUUUGCCCCCCUUGGUGGUAAGUAGCCUCAUGGUUUUGUUGCUCAAACCUGUGAUAGUGCAAAGGACCGUUUCUCCCCUCACACACCACCCAUUUUCGCUCCUUCCUUACUACAUUUUGUAAAGCCAGCAAGAUUGCUUCACCUUUUUACAUGGAAAAUGAGUACAGGGACUCCCCAUGCUAUGGACGUCUUGACUUACAGAAAUCCAUCUUUUUGCAAAUUCUCCCAUAAAUUUUUAAAAACUUUUUCACAGUGGUAGGAAUAAUGUUUUGUGGUCAUCAUCAACAACUGGAUACAGAAUAUAUUCCAUUGGCUUAAUUAUGGGAAGUGUUAGGGUGAAUAUUCAGUGAAAUGAAAGAAUUAUACCAAGUAGGGUGAUACGAUACAGGUGGCUGUAGAAAACAGACAUUUCCAAGUUACGGAGAAAUCAACAGUACUGAGGAACAGAACCCUUCCAUAGCCUGUAACCUUACAUAGCCUGUAUUCUAAUAUCAGGGUAGCUCUGUGUGCCUGCUUGUGAGUGUGCGUGGGCAGGAGCAGAACAAGGGACCAGGAGUAAGUUGCUCUGAUAAACCCAGUUGGGAAAUUGGGGGGAAUGGAAUGGUUGCCACGAGGAGAAUAAGGGAGAUGCAUUUCAGAGGCAAUCACAUGCAUGUGCAUGAACCGGGCUACAUUUUUAUUUAGACCUGCCUGUUCUGCUGUCUCUCAAUUUUCUUGAACUUCCCAGUACAUUCACUAAUAGCAGGACAGUCACCAGUUCACCUUUGUUGUUGACCCUUCGGCCACUGCACAUCAGGUAGAGCGGGAGCAUGGAUGAUACGACUAGCUCCUCCAUAGAUGCUGUCUGACCUGCUGAGUUCCCCCAGUGUCCUUUUGUGUCACUUCAGAUUUCAGCAUCUGCAAACUUGUAAUGAGGGCUCUCUGGCUGCGAUUUCACCUACUCUUGGGCUUCUUCACACCCCUUCCUUGGUGGGCGUGGAGGAGAGGUCUGUAAUCUGCUCGGCAUUUCCCCGGCCAAAAUAGGAAACUCUACCCAAAGGUUCCAAAACCCAUCCUUGCCACACAGCCGUGUAACAUCACCCAGUGGAAGGCUUGAGUUAUUUUAAAAGCCAUCCCACUUCCUAUAAAACGUGGGGAGGAUGUGUGGUUUAACAGUAACAUCCGUCUGCCUAUUUUUUGCCAUUGUGGCCAGCGAUUACGUCACACAGACACCUGCACCCUCCUCAACCUGACAUCAGAAGCAUGACUGAAACCCGGCUUAAAGAUAAAAUGUUCCAAUCAACAUAAUUUCCAACACACCAAACUCUAGACGAUGCACGUUUUAAUUAGGACUUCAGGGAUAUAUUUUAUAGGGUUUUUGCUUUGAAUUGUAAGGUGUCGUCUCCACAUCAGCUGUUUGUUUAUAAAAUUAUGGCUGUGCAAGAAAUCUUACAAUUAACUGCAGGCUGAUUAUUUACCCAGGAUAGUUACCUGCCAGAGAGGUUAUUUUUUACCUCCACUUCCUGUACUAUUUCUAGUCCACAGCAGAGCUGAGUCUGCCAGGAUCAACACAAUGAAGGCCUACAGAGUGGACUCCUUGCAAUGAGAUGUUGCAUGUCAACAGGGCCGGCGACCUUAGUGAUCAGAUCCAGUGGGGGGGUGGGGGGAGUUGGUUGUUGAUGUGAUGUGUGGAGAAUAGGUUACAGGGAAAAAUAGCAAACCAGAAAAUAUCUUCUCUACAAAAAUUUGACUGCUUGCCCAAUGACUGAGCUGGAAGCAUCAAAACAGUCAGUUGAGGCAAAUUUGGAGCUACAUUGGGUUGUCAGUAGACGGACAUUUUACCUUUCCGCUUCCAUAACUUGGUUCCAGGGGCCUGCAGCAAGUUUGAGGCCCUUUAUGACCCUAUGCUUGCAAGUAUUGCCACCCUCAAUGUCCUCUCUUCCUCCUCCCACUCCCCAAGAUCUACUAAGUGGCGCAGUGACACAGCAUUUAGUGCAGUGCCUCAACGCCAGGGGCCCAGGUUCGAUCCCAUCCACCUUGACUCAGCAUAUUCUCUCCCUGACCAUUUGGGUUCCCCCCCCCCCCCCCGGCUGCUCUGGUUUCUCCCCACAUCCCAAAGGUGUGUUGGUGGGUUCACUGGCUGCUUUCAAUUACCCCUAGUGUAGGGCAAUGACAAUGUGACUCAAAGGGAAGUUGUUGAGUAUGUGAGAGAGAACGAGGAGCACAGGGAAAUAAAGAAGCUGGAAUGGUACUGAUGGGAUUGCUCUGCUGGGGGCUAACAUGGACAUGAUGGGUCAAAUAGUAGCCUGCUCUAUUGUUAUAUGCCUGCCUGAAAUUAGGGAGAUCAGAGGAAGUGGCCAACCAAGGAAGAUUGGACAGAAUUUUUGAUUGUGCAAGGGACUACAUUCUAAUGCAGUUUGAUCAAAUACAAAGCAAUAUCAAUAUACAUAUAUUUUUCUUUAGAAGACGUGGUAUUUAUAAACAGAGGUGAUGUAUAAAAUAUAUUUAACCAUAAGACUGACUAACACACUCAUGCCUUCCUCCCUCUGGGAAGGGGUAGUUGGGAGUAUGUAGGAUUAUAGGGCUUGUAUAGGACCAGAUGGGUAUGUUUGAGGACUCCCACGGACACAGUGGUAGUUAGAACAAGUUGUCGACUCUGGUGAUUUAAGGCGCUGCUCUGAGAACUGAUUCUAUUAUUUAUUGCAUAAAUUAUUUCAUUUUUUCUGUCCUAUAAAACUUGUUUGUAGAUAUUAAAGAUGUACUUUUUAUAUUAUAUGACCAUGUUUCUUUAAAAAAAAAAUCCACAUAUUUAUUGCUUUGUAAAAUUAAUGUACCUUGAUGCAUUUAUUUUGUAUACUGUACCAAUAAAGACAUUUUUCCAUA
Pristis pectinata (smalltooth sawfish) is the source of this 18293-nucleotide messenger RNA. Its product is annotated as transcription factor MafK-like. The coding region runs from base 238 to 678 and encodes 146 amino acids. Gene Ontology annotation, molecular function: RNA polymerase II cis-regulatory region sequence-specific DNA binding; DNA-binding transcription factor activity, RNA polymerase II-specific. Gene Ontology annotation, cellular component: nucleus. Gene Ontology annotation, biological process: regulation of transcription by RNA polymerase II. The record is from RefSeq and is a predicted model, not a curated record. Lineage: Eukaryota; Metazoa; Chordata; Chondrichthyes; Rhinopristiformes; Pristidae. The transcript is spliced from 4 exons.